CGCCGAGCGCGCUCCGAGCCGCGGAGGCAGGUCCGCGUGCGGCUGGGUCUGUCCCCCGAGGCUCAUGGCGGCCUCCAGGGCGCUCGGCACGUUCCGCCUCCCGCCGCUGCCCACGAUUCGGGAAAUCAUUAAGUUGUUCAAACUGCAGGCGGCGAAGCAGCUCUCGCAGAAUUUCCUCCUGGACUUGAGGCUGACAGAUAAGAUUGUAAGGAAAGCUGGCAAUCUGACAGACGCAUAUGUGUACGAAGUGGGCCCUGGGCCAGGCGGAAUCACAAGGUCCAUCCUCAAUGCCGGCGUCGCUGAACUUCUGGUGGUGGAAAAGGACAGUCGCUUCCUUCCUGGGUUACAGAUGCUCUCUGACGCAGCACCGGGGAAACUGAGGAUUGUCCAUGGCGACGUGUUGACAUUUAAGGUCGAAAGGGCUUUUCCAGAAAGUCUUAAACGACAGUGGGAGGAUGAUCCUCCAAAUGUACAUAUCAUUGGAAAUCUGCCUUUCAAUGUGUCAACUCCACUCAUAAUCAAGUGGCUUGAAAAUGUUUCUCAGCGCGAUGGGCCUUUUGCUUAUGGCAGAACCCAGAUGACGCUGACGUUCCAAAAGGAAGUGGCGGAGAGACUUGCUGCCAGCACGGGGAGCAAGCAGCGCAGCCGCCUGUCCGUGAUGGCCCAGUACCUCUGCCGCGUGCAGCACGUCUUCACCAUCCCAGGCCGGGCUUUUGUCCCCAAGCCCGAGGUGGACGUGGGCGUGGUGCACUUCACGCCCCUGACGCAGCCCAGGAUCCAGCAGCCCUUCCCGCUGGUGGAAAAGGUCGUCCAGAACGUGUUUCAGUUCCGGAGGAAGUACUGCCAUCGCGGGCUGGGGAUGUUAUUCCCUGAAGCCCAGCGCCUGGAACGCACUGGGCGGCUGCUGCAGUUGGCAGAUGUGGACCCUACCUUUCGCCCCUGCCAGCUCUCCGUCUCCCACUUCAAGAGCCUGUGUGACGUGUACCGGCGGAUGUGUGAUGAAGACCCGCACCUCUUUGCCUACAAUUUCAGAGAAGAGCUCAGGAACCACAAGCGUGCCGGCCAGGACAAAGAGACCGGCCAGGACAAAGAGGCCAGCAGGGAGAGCCUGUAGCUGCACUUUGGGGCCAGCGGCUUACCCAGCGUGCCCCCUCCCCUCCCCUCCAGGCCGAGCGUCUCUCACGUGCACUCUGACUGCUACAGAACGACAGAAAUGCCAGUUACCAGCGUGACUUUCUUCCCUUUACUGUACAGGUUGGUAGAGAAAAAUAAAUAAAGUUACAGUACAAGCUUUCUUUUAAUAUAUAUAUAUAUAUAUGCAUAGAUAUGGCAUGUUUAGUAUAAACAGCUUCUAUUAUUACAACCUUACAGAAAUGAAAUUUCUGCACAUUGUGCCCCUAACCCACAUUAAAAUAACUUAAAUCUGCUUUAAAUAAAGCAAAUGCAGCUCAAAGUAAAUGCCCAGAGGAUAGAGAAAAACGACCUUUUU
This is a messenger RNA of Pipistrellus kuhlii (Kuhl's pipistrelle), 1489 nucleotides long. It is a transcript of the gene TFB1M, whose product is annotated as transcription factor B1, mitochondrial. NCBI's taxonomy places the organism in Eukaryota, Metazoa, Chordata, Mammalia, Chiroptera, Vespertilionidae. The record is from RefSeq and is a predicted model, not a curated record. Gene Ontology annotation, biological process: rRNA methylation; transcription initiation at mitochondrial promoter. Gene Ontology annotation, molecular function: rRNA (adenine-N6,N6-)-dimethyltransferase activity; mitochondrial transcription factor activity. Gene Ontology annotation, cellular component: mitochondrial matrix. The transcript has 7 exons. Bases 65 to 1114 code for a protein of 349 amino acids.